AUGUUUAGGUUACAUAAGCACAGGGCACCGAAAUCAGGAGACAAAUUUGAGUUCAGAAUCUCUCAUCUUAAGGCGCUGCAGGUACCCAAAGGGUGGGACAAGCUGUUUGUUUCUGUUGUCUCCGUAGAAAAUGGUAGAACAAUUGCAAAGUCGAGCAAAGUGCCAGUGCGUAGUGGGGGUUGUCAAUGGUCAGAUGCCUUUUCAGAAUCUAUAUGGGUUUCGAGAGAUUCUUCCAAGGAGAUUGAUGAUUGUGUCCUCAAGCUUAUUGUUGCAAUGGGGUCAUCAAGAUCUGGCAUCCUGGGGGAGGCCACUGUUAGUUUGACCAGCUAUAUGAGUUCAGGUGCUGCUAUUCCACUUUCAAUCCCACUGAACAAGUGCGUUCAUGGGACUAUUUUGCAAGCCAUCAAAGAAAAUAAUUAUGAUCUGGCUAUCAAGUCCAAUGAAUCUGAUUGUUCAAAUGUCCAGAGUGUUGAAUCUUCCUCAGUUGAAGAUUUUGAUUCUAUCUUAUCCCCCGGAGAAAUUGAGACAAGGGCAACAAGCUUCUCCGGAUCUGUAUCAAACUGCAGCCAUAACUCAACUGAGGGUUCCACAGGUAGGGGAAAUAUUUCCCCAAGUAUCAGUGACGGGCAGAGCCCGACCGGAAGACAAGGUUCAACCAGUUCCCAGAAAAGUGUAUCCCAUCACGAUUACCCAGUGAAUUCUUCUCUGUCAAAUAAUUCGUCAUUUGAUUCCCAGAAUAUGCAAGAUAUUAGUGCAUUACCUUCUAAAACGGCCAAUGCUUCUAAUAACCGUCUGGAACCUGCAGAGGACACAAGUGAAGAGCUACGAGCAGAAGCGAAGAUGUGGGAAAUGAACGCCCGAAAGCUAAUGGGUGAUUUAGACAUAUUGAGGGCAGAAUUCUCAGAUCAAUCUAAAAAACUGGCAGGUAUGAAAAUGGAACUUGCGGCGGCCCAUGUAGAGCGUGAUGAUUUAAAAGAAGAAGUUGAACAGUUAAAAUUGUCAUUUGAGGGUUCAAGACUGAGGCAGAAAGCAUCGGAAGAUUCACUAUCUCAAGGUGAAUGUAUUUCAGAAAUUGAGAAUGCUCUGAAAGAGGAAUUGAAGUUCGAAAAAGAAUCCAAUGCCAACUUGUCUUCGCAACUAAAAAGGAGCCAAGAAGCAAAUGUGGAGCUCGUUUCUGUUCUUCAAGAGCUGGAAGAGACCAUAGAACAGCAGAAAAUUGAGAUGGAAAACCUUUCAUCAUUACCCUCGAAAUUCAAUGAUCUGGAAAAAUCUUUCCAAAUAAGUACAGAAGGAAACAAGCGCUUAAUGCAACAGCUAGAACAACUGGAGGAGUCGAAGAAAAAUCUACUGGUCAAGGUGCAAGAGUUGGAAGAUGCAUUGGAGGACAAAGUUCGAGACACGGAACAUUCGAAGAUUCAAAAUAACAAAACCCUUUCAGAUAUUGAAAUGGAAUAUGAAGGCAAAUUAUCUGCUAAAGAUAAAGAAAUAUUAAGUUUGAAAGCAAAGCUAUUUGAAUCUAUCCCAGAAAGUCGUAAUGUGGAGACUGUGUCCAAAAACUUAGGUGAUGCAGAUCUUUUGAGAGAAAUUGAAGUACUGAAAGAGAAAGUUCAGGAACUUGAGGUAGACUGCAAUGAACUAACAGAAGAAAACCUUGAGCUCUUAUUCAAGCUAAAAGAAGCAAAGAAAAAUUCGAAAGAUGGUGGAGCAUCUCAAGACCUUUUGUCAGACAAGGUAAAAGAUCAAUCUUCUACUAGCUUUGGGUCUGAGGUAAGCAACAAUUUAUUUCGAAUAUUCCAUUCAGAAGACAUGCUCCAAGGGAAAAACAACAUUAAGAGUAAUAAUGAUGUUCACAUAUCAAUUCAAAGCCUUGAGACUUCAAAAUUAGCUCUAGAAGUCCGAAUCAAAGAUUUGAAUAAGGAACUAACUGAUAAAACAUCUGAGAUAGGAAAUCUUGAGGUUAAUUUAUCAUACAAAGAAAAGGAGAUUGGGGUUCUGCAAAGGCUAAUGAGUGAGAUAGAAGCCAAGGUUUAUCAUCUUGAACAAGAAAAUAGUCAACUUGAGAAACAAAUAGAGGCCAUGACAAAAGAAAAUAAGCAUGAACUGGAGCUCAACAUAUCAGACAUAGAACAGGAAAGGCAACAAUUAUCAAUGCGUGUUUCUGUUUUAGAAGCUCAGUUGAGAGAUUUGACAAAUAAACAAGAGUUUCAUUUAGCAGAACUCGAGAACUCUAGAUCUCAAGCUGGAAGGCUUCAAGAGAAGAUUAUGGAGAUGCAGACUGAGAUAGAUUCUUCAACAGAAGACUUGGAGGAAAAAUUAAAGGUUGCACAUUUUCGCUGGUCAGAGGCACAAGAAGAAUGUCAGUAUCUAAGAAGAGCAAACCAGAAUUUACAAAAUACCAUAGAAAAUCUUACGGAAGAAUGCAGUUAUGCCAAGAACAUAAAUGGAAGUUUGAGGCAGAAAAUGUUGAAGUUAGAGGAAUGUUGCUCCAUUAUGGGAGCAAGGUUAAGGGAAUCAGAUGAAAGAUUCGCUAAGUGCUCUGAAAGAGUGGAACACCUGGAACAGAACUUCAUUUUAAUGCUGGAAGAUAUUGCAUCAAAAGAGAAACAUAUAACUUCAGAUUUAGAUGGUCUUUUUGAUGAAAAUAGGAAGCAUAUGGAGCAGGGUGAAGUCUUAUUGAAUCAGAUGCAAAUGGAGAAGAUGGUAGAAACUCAAAACCUAGAACUAGAAGUUGAGAACCUCAGUUUGAAACUUUCGACAGCAUAUGAUGAAAAAGAGAGAAUAGCUUCCAACGCUUUGCUUGAAGUAUCCACAUUACGUGCUGAUAAUGCCAAACUGGAAUCUGCUUUUGUAGAAGCUCAAUCUAAAGUGAUUUUGGCUAGGAACGAGGUUGAUACGGUGCAGUCUCAAUAUGAACAAAAGCUGAAUGACCUAACAACUCAGGCUUCCGAAUACAAAAUUAGAGCGGAAAUGCUGACGACUGAACGUGAAAAUUUGUUGAAGCUGGUGGAAGACAGCAAAUCAAGAGAGUUAAAAUUCAAAAGUACUAUAAAUGCCCUUGAAUUAAAACUUACAGUCACUGAAUAUGAAAGACAACAAAUCAUGGACGAAUCUGGAAAUUUAAAGGUUCAAUUGCAGCAGACCCAGCAAUUUGAAAAUGAGAAUUUAGCUCUAAAGAAUGAGCUCGAUGCUUUCAAAUCUGAGAAUGAGAGACUGGAAGCCUCAUUACGCGUAACAUCUGAACUAUGUGAAGAUUUGAAGGCGGAUAAGACAUCCCUCGAAGAAAGACUUCUGCAGUUGGAGAAUGACUUAAAGGCAAGAGAAACGAGGUGUGUCCAGCAGGAUACUGAGCUCAGUCACUGCAGAAGAAUAAACAGGCAACAUCAACAAACCAUACAACAGCUUGAACAGGAAAAAGCUGAAUUCGAAACAAAAGCCCAAGCCCUUGAAGAAGAAUCGAAGCUGAUUAAGGAACAAAAGAGAAAUCAGGUCUCAAAGUUCAACAGGAAAUCUUCACCUGUGCACGAUGAUCUGAAGACAUCAAAAAAUCUUGGGGUGAAGAGCACCAAUCAACAUCGCAUUAAUAGGAAAAAGUCAUUAAAGAAUGACAGCAUCAAACAUCAGAGUGAGGUAGAAACCGAACUUGAACUUCGUGAUGAAAAUGUUCAUGCUGUUGAAGCAGAUCCAUUGUCAAAGACUCAAUUGCUUGAUAAUGAACUAGCAAAAGCAAAAGAAGCCAAUAAUAACAUUUAUGAAGUUCAACUUCACAGAUCACCAUCUAAAGGGCAAAACUUACCCGCAAAUGGCCCAGUAAAAUCUGUGGCUGAGGAACUAGUAACGAAAGAAAAAUUUGAAAGAACAAAAUCUAUGCUAGAGGCAGAUUUGAGAGAUAUUCAGGAGCGCUACUUCCACAUGAGCCUUAAGUAUGCUGAGGUGGAAGCUGAGCGUGAAGAACUUGUGAUGAAGCUCAAGGCGACCAAGAACAAAAAAGGAUGGCUUUCAUAG
Messenger RNA from Sphenostylis stenocarpa, 4002 nucleotides. The record is from the annotation of a GenBank genome assembly. NCBI's taxonomy places the organism in Eukaryota, Viridiplantae, Streptophyta, Magnoliopsida, Fabales, Fabaceae.